UCUGAGCUCUUCUCAUCAUCAUGUAUCUGACUUUUUUGCUCCUGACACUGCAGGUGUUGAGCACAGCCUCACAAUUUUAUGGAGGCUCAAUGACUUUUAACUCAAGAAGUAACUUUGACGGAUCGUAUAAGGUGGAACUUCGCUUCAAGACGGCCGACCAUCACUGUUCAUCAUCUAAUUCCUGGGCAUGCUGGUCUGGAGAUUGUGGCUUUGAUGACAGUUAUGAUAUGGGUCAAAUAGAUUCAAGUGUUAAUGGUGACAACUGGUGUCAGUUUGAGGAAGUCAUAACAAGAACCUUUUACACCAAUGACCCAUUUGAGCUGAUAAACCAGGAUUGCUGCUGGACAACAGGUGGAGCCUGGAGUCUUUUCACACAUAUUGACCUUGGAGUGAGAUCAGACACCUCAGAGCCCAACAGAUCCCCAAUCACUACCACAUUACCGUUUCUUAGAGUUCCUCAGAACUGUCCAAGGAGGUUCAAUCUUUUAGCCUUUGAUCCUGAUGGUGACCACGUCAGAUGUAGAUAUGGACUCGGAUACAAUAAUGAAUGUGGGACUUGCAACCAACAUGCUGGUUUUACUUUGGAUCAGAAUGAAUGCUCAUUGUCGUAUGACUACACAUGGCUCACAGGAGUUUAUUCGUUUGAAUUGGUACUGGAGGAUUUCCCCAUGAAUACGAUCACUCUGUACUACACUGACCAACCUUCAGUGACUAGAGAUCCAGCCAGUUUCAUCAGACCCCGACGCAUGGUUCGAAGUGUCAAUUUUAUUUAUACAACCACAGUUGCACCGACUACAACCACAGUUGCACCGACUACAACCACAGCUGCACCGACUACAACCACAGUUGCACCGACUACAACCACAGCUGCACCGACUACAACCACAGCUGCACCGACUACAACCACAGUUGCACCGACUACAACCACAGUUGCACCGACUACAACCACAGUUGGACCGACUACAACCACAGUUGGACCGACCACAACCACAGUUCCAACGACUACAACCACAGUUGCACCGACUACAACCACAGUUGAACCAACUACAACCACAAUUCCACCGACUACAACCACAGUUGCACCGACAACCACAGUUGCACUGACAACCACAGAUCCAACUUUAUCACUUAGCAAAAUUCCUCUUCAAUUUUCUCUCCAAGUUGACGGUUCAGCUCCAUCUUGCACUGAGGGUGCAUAUAUACCACAGUUCCUCCACCCAACACCUCAACAUGGAGAGCACCUGCAAGCCCAUGUGUAUGAGGAGCUUGAAUUCAUAAUAAAGCCUUUUGCAUUUAUUUCAAGCAUCACUGAUGUCAUCAUAAGUGGACCAUUGUACAGCACAAAACAGAAAGCAUCCGCUGGGGAGUAUGUGAUUAACUGGACACCAACUUCAGAGAACUAUGGCCAACACUUUCCAUUUUGCUUCAUUGCAGAGGGACAAUAUGGGUCAAACAUUUACCAGUCUGAAAUGAGGUGUGUCCUUGUAAAGGUGGAAGGCUACACCACAGUUGCACCGACUACAACCACAGUCGCACCGACCACAACCACAGUCGCACCGACCACAACCACAGUCGCACCGACCACAACCACAGUCGCACCGACCACAACCACAGUCGCACCGACCACAACCACAGUCGCACCGACCACAACCACAGUCGCACCGACUACAACCACAGUCGCACCGACCACAACCACAGUUCCACCGACUACAACCACAGUUGCACCGACUACCACCACAGUUGCACCAACUACCACCACAGUUGCACCGACUACAACCACAGUUGCACCGACUACAACCACAGCUGCACCGAUGACAACCACAGUUGCACCGACUACAACCACAGUCGCACCGACCACAACCACAGUUCCACCGACUACAACCACAGUUGCACCGACUACCACCACAGUUGCACCAACUACCACCACAGUUGCACCGACUACAACCACAGUUGCACCGACUACAACCACAGCUGCACCGAUGACAACCACAGUUGCACCGACUACAACCACAGUUCCACAGACUACAACCACAGUUGCACCGACUACCACCACAGUUGCACCGACUACCACCACAGUUGCACCGACUACCACCACAGUUGCACCGACUACCACCACAGUUGCACCGACUACAACCACAGUUGCACCGACUACAACCACAGUUGCACCGACUACCACCACAGUUGCACCGACUACAACCACAGUUGCACCGACUACAACCACAGUUGCACCGACUACAACCACAGUUGCACCGACUACAACCACAGUUGCACCGACUACCACCACAGUUGCACCGACUACAACCACAGUUGCACCGACUACAACCACAGUUGCACCGACUACAACCACAGUUGCACCGACUACCACCACAGUUGCACCGACUACAACCACAGUUGCACCGACUACAACCACAGUUGCACCGACUACAACCACAGUUGCACCAACUACAACCACAGUCACACCGACAACAACCACAGUCGCACCAACUACAACCACAGUUUUACCAACUUUACAAGGGCCCAAGGCACAUGUAACCUGCUUACAAAACUCAAUGUCAGUGUCAGUUGAGAAGUCUACAAUCAAAAACAUCAAUAACAAACACUUGAGGCUGUUAAAUCCAUUUUGCCGGCUUAACUCCAAUAAGACCCAUGUGUUUAUCAGCAUACCUUUAAAUGGUUGUGGGACUGAAAUUGAGGAGACCAAUGAUAACCUUAUCUUCAAGAAUAAAAUAUUUUCGUAUGAUGACCCCAGAGACAUUAUUACCAGAAAGCAUGAACUAGAAAUUGAGUUCCUGUGCAAGUAUCGGAAAAGAAGCAACCUUACAAUGGAGUUUGAUACACGCAGACCAGGCAUCAACUUCACUGAGAUUGGCUUCGGCUCAUUCAGCUAUGAGUUCGAAUUUUAUCAAUCUGCAAACUUCUACAAUGAAAUUGAUCCAAACUCUUACCCACUGGAGUAUGAUUUGGGUGAGAUGAUCUACAUGCAGAUUGAGCCCAUCACUCCAGUCCGAAACACUGAGAUCUUCCUCGAGUCCUGUGUGGCUACACCCUACGAUAAUCCCAACUACCCAAUCUCUUACCCCAUCAUCACAAACGGAUGCAUUGUGGAUGAAACUGUUCAGAUUUUCUCAAAUCACAAACCAUACAUCGAGUUCGGUCUAGAGGCCUUCAAAUUCAUUGGGCUCCACGACCAGGUGUUCAUCAGCUGCUCAAUCAUCAUAUGUGAGGCCAACAACCCUCUCACCCGCUGUUCUCAGGGCUGCACAAAAAACACAGUAUCUCCACCAUCCCACCAUCAUCACAAAAGAGAGGCACCAAUCCAGACCACCAGUCACUUCAUCUCCCAGGGACCCCUGCGACUGAGACGUGCAUCACAGGUCACUGUAAGCCAAGGGGUGAAUCUGAACCUACUAGUCAUCGCUGGCUGUCUUAUUGCAACAGUUGCCAUGGUGUGCGGAGUGCUUGUCUAUAGAUUAAGGAUGUCAAGGGUCAGAUACCAACCUGUGCCAUCACACGAGAUAUGAGCAUGAUCUGUGUCUUCUUAAUAAAGUCAUUUUUUUAAAAUUUGCAAAAAUAUUACAAAGAAAAUGUAUCAUUUUCUACAACCGAUAGAUUCGGUUGUGAAGUCAAGUUUCUUUUAUGUACAAAUGCCGUCCAUGAUUUGAUAUCAUUGAGACUAAACUAUUGUAAUGCAUUAUAUAAAGCAAUGUGCCAGACAUCUAUUUGUCAUUUGCAAACUCUGCUGCUAGACUUUUAUCCUUUGUAUGGAAUUUUAAACCACAGUGGUCGACUUGUGUUGUUUUAAAUGUGCUAUAAAAAUAAAUUUGCAAUUUCCAUAUAUUCCCAGUUGAAGUUAAAUUUUUGUUUUAUGUAAUUCUAACCUCUCUUUUUGUAUCAGACAAGACUUAAAUUUCAUUUGUGGUUUACUGGUUUAUAA
This is a messenger RNA of Paramisgurnus dabryanus, 3934 nucleotides long. The record is from RefSeq and is a predicted model, not a curated record. Lineage: Eukaryota; Metazoa; Chordata; Actinopteri; Cypriniformes; Cobitidae.